Messenger RNA from Aspergillus fischeri NRRL 181, 582 nucleotides. RefSeq lists its product as uncharacterized. Gene Ontology annotation, cellular component: mitochondrion. NCBI's taxonomy places the organism in Eukaryota, Fungi, Ascomycota, Eurotiomycetes, Eurotiales, Aspergillaceae. The record is from RefSeq and is a predicted model, not a curated record. Bases 1 to 582 code for a protein of 193 amino acids. The transcript has a single exon.
AUGCUCUCCUUCUUCAACUGGGGCCCCAGCCCAAGCCCAACCACAGACUCAAAGAAGGCAUCUCCAGCACCCUCCCAACAAGAGUCCAUCCCGGGAUCAACCGAGCCCCAACCGCAACCACAACCACAACAAACGCAGUUGCAACCACAAAGACCCCUCACAAACCUCAAACUCCUCUUCGGCGGUGUGACCUUCUUCACCCUCUCGCUGCUCAUCACUCGCCGUGCCUUCACCAGGCGCGUCCUUGCCUCCACGCCACCCUACUGGACGUCGUCGGUGUACCACCGCCCUCCCGUCAACGGCGCAGGAGACGCCUUCGAGGCGCUGAGCCUCGCGACGCUGAAUGUGUGUUCGUUUGCGAUGAUGGCUACGGGGGGUGUGCUUUAUGCGCUUGAUAUCAAUAGCGUGGAGGAUAUGCGGCGGUAUGUGAAGAAGGAGAUGGGGACGGGGACGGUGCGGGAUGAGGAGGUGGAGAGGGAGGUGGAGGAGUGGGUUGCUAAGGUGUUGGGGGAGAAGUUCGGGGUGGAGCUGAAGAAGGAGAAGGAGAAGGAAGCAGGAAAUGUUGCAGGGAAAGGGGAGUAG